CUGAGAGGAAAAAUUUUAACCGAGUUAGAAACUCUUAAUAAAACUCAGCAGGAAAUAACUGAUAUUAUAAAUAAAAAUAGAAAUGUGAAAAUUCAACUGGUUACAUCGUUUUCUCAUAAAAUUCAAAUUUCCACCAAAGCUUCCACUGAAAUUUUGUCAGAGAUUUCAAUCUUGUUGAAUGAAACACAAAUGAAGAUAAAAAAAGAGUUAAAAGCUGUAGAAGUGAGAGUUUGUUGUGCUGGCAAAGAAUUUUCCACUUGCAUCAAUGACUUAAGCAGCUCUUUGAGAAAGUCGGAGCUAUACUUUCCCCAACAAGAGAACAGUUCAGCUAAAAUUAACACUCAUGUGUCUAAUCAACAGCUGAAUUUUAGAAAGAACAUAGAUGCUGAAAUACAGAAAAUAAAAAAUUCGCUCCAAUGUAUUAGAGAGAUGUAUAGUUUACAUAAUGCAUGCGCUGUUGAUCUAUGGAAUCAGAGGCAAGGAGACUUCUUUGAAAUGGAGAGAAAUACCGAAGACUUGUUUAAGAGUUUAACUCAGUUCCAGGAGGAUUUACCGAAAAUGUACAACGAUGCAUUUCCUUCAGAUUAUGAUUAUUAUUAUAACAGUUUGAAAGACUCAAAGGAAAAUGAUGAAAAUAUGCAUUGUCAGUUGAAAGACUUUCAUAAUAAAAUGAAAUGUGCUGUUCGAUUAUGUGCUGAAGAAAACCAAAAGCUUGUUGAUAAAGAAGAGAAAGAAAUUAAUCAUCUUCUAAAAAUUCUCUUUGAAAAUGCGAAAAGGAAUUUUGAUAGCACUUUGUUUGAGACUGAGACGACUUCAAAAUAUGUUUCUAAGGAGUUAGAAAACAUGCAAAAACAGAUUUCCUCCAGCUACUUUGAUUCAAAAGAAAAGAUCAGAGCAAAUCUUUCCUUGGUACCAGAAGUAGAGCGGUGUUCUAUACAGCUACAGUCUGUUCCACAAAAUGUAUUACUCGUUAGCGACAGGUGCCUGAACUUAACUUCUGAAGUUAAUGCUGUGAAAACUUCAGAAAUGAAUUUAUUGGAUCUUUCCAUGUCUAAUUUGAAUGCUGCAGCAACAUUUACUCCAAACAGAGUUGUAAAGAAGCUGAAUUCACCAGAAGAAAGAAAAAAAUUAAUUGAUAGAAUCCAAAAAGUUGUAUCAAGUGAAGUACAAAUGAAUUUCUUCAAGACAAAGGCAUUUGAAAAAUAACUUUUAAAUUUAUUUUAAUGUUUUUACUAUUUUUAU
Molecule: messenger RNA, 1242 nt
Organism: Uloborus diversus
Lineage: Eukaryota; Metazoa; Arthropoda; Arachnida; Araneae; Uloboridae
Exons: 11
Coding region: 190-1206 (338 amino acids)
Source: RefSeq, a predicted model, not a curated record